UAUGCUUGGCUCGGACGCGUCAAAUUGAAUUAAAAAAAAAGUAUAAAACAAUUAUUACACUACGGCGUCGGCAAUGGCUAAUAUUUUGUAAUUUCAUAGAAAAAGCCGAAUUAUUAGUAAUUUGUGAUACAGACUUGUGUAUUUAUUUUAAGAUAAAAAUGGCGCGCAGCAAAAUAUCUCCGUCAGUAGUUACUGAAAAAGACAAAAAGAAACCGAAGGAGAAAAAGAAGAAAGGCGAGUCGGGGUCGAGUAGCAGUGAUAGUAGUGGCAGUUCUUCGGAUAGCAGUUCAUCAAGGUCAUCAUCCCGGUCUUCUUCAAGUAGUUCAGGAAGCUCUUCACGUUCAUCUUCAAGCUCUAGUUCUUCCAGCAGUAGCAGUGGCACCAACAAUCGCUCAAAGCCCAAAAAGAAAAUUUCACCACAUAAAAGCCCAGUCAAGGAUAAUAGACGUGAAAUUGAUAGAACCAAAGUGAGAGACAGAUCACCAAUUGAUGAUAAAAAGAAAAUUAUUCCACCCUCUGCAGCUGAUAAAUCAAAGAGCAAAGAGAAGCAUGAAAGAUCACCUGCAAGAAAAAAGCGGGAACGUUCACCGCCACCACGGCCAACGCGUAUUCACAUUGGUCGCUUAACAUUGAAUGUUACCAAAGAUCACAUUCAGGAGAUAUUUUCAACAUAUGGUUCUGUCAAAGCUGUUGAGUUUCCAAUGGACCGACUACACCCACAAAAUGGACGUGGUUAUGCUUAUGUUGAAUUCAGCAAUGCAGAUGAAGCGGAAAAUGCUAUGAAACAUAUGGAUGGAGGUCAAAUAGACGGUCAGGAGAUAACAGCAGCACCGGUGCUGAUUCCAUCGCGGCCGCGACGCCCGAGUCCGCGUCCCAUGCCGAUGCGGCAUGUACCCAUGCGACGACACUCACCACCUAGGUAUCGGCGCCGCAGUCCCCCGCCGGUCCGCCGUCGCUCGCCGCCGCGUCGUCGCCGCACUCGCUCGCGGUCGCCGCGCCCCGCCCCCCGCCGUCGUCGCUCCAGGUCCUCUUCGUCUUCUUCUCGAUAGACACACACACACACACACACACACACCUCAUCAACUAUACAAAUAUCUUUAUAGUGGCCAUUACAUUACACACAGACAACACCAGUUUGUUCUUUCAAAAAAUAAUUGUUACACUUCAUGAGUGGAGAAACAUCAAAGGCCACAAUUAGUAUAUGUAAUGAAACAUACAUAACUAGAACUGUCUAAAAAGGAAAACAAGUACAAAUGGAGUUGAUGAUAUAAAUUUAAAGUUGUCACUCCUCUGUUUUCUAGAUGAUUCCAAACAAAAUUCUCAGAUUACAUUGUAAAAUUUUCACUACAGACUAAAUAAAUGCAGAGUAGAGGUGAGUAUGUAAAUGUCGUUUUGCAGGUAAGUAUAAUUAUUAUUGAUCUAUUAACAUUUCAAUUGGUUUUUGUAGAAACUUAUUUAAGAUUUUCUUAUCAAAGCUUGCAAAUGGAAGUUUAUGCCGAGCGUGUGAGUGUACAGUGAGAUAUGAGACUAGUAUGUAAUUGACAUCAGUGCAGUGGUACAUGUUAAUGAAAUUGUAAUUAUAUUUUGAAAUUGGACUCCACGACAUUUGUUAAUAAAUUGAAAAUUAAAACUAA
Messenger RNA from Leptidea sinapis, 1634 nucleotides. Its product is annotated as RNA-binding protein with serine-rich domain 1-A-like. Bases 159 to 1049 code for a protein of 296 amino acids. Gene Ontology annotation, molecular function: RNA binding. NCBI's taxonomy places the organism in Eukaryota, Metazoa, Arthropoda, Insecta, Lepidoptera, Pieridae. The transcript is spliced from 7 exons. Gene Ontology annotation, biological process: mRNA splicing, via spliceosome. Gene Ontology annotation, cellular component: ASAP complex; nucleoplasm; cytoplasm. The record is from RefSeq and is a predicted model, not a curated record.